Archocentrus centrarchus (flier cichlid) is the source of this 1331-nucleotide messenger RNA. RefSeq names its product distal-less homeobox 4b (gene dlx4b). Lineage: Eukaryota; Metazoa; Chordata; Actinopteri; Cichliformes; Cichlidae. The coding region runs from base 265 to 1038 and encodes 257 amino acids. Gene Ontology annotation, biological process: embryo development; regulation of transcription by RNA polymerase II; cell differentiation. Gene Ontology annotation, molecular function: DNA-binding transcription factor activity, RNA polymerase II-specific; RNA polymerase II cis-regulatory region sequence-specific DNA binding. The transcript is spliced from 3 exons. The record is from RefSeq and is a predicted model, not a curated record.
UGGAAGCCAGUGUGAGUCUGAGGUUCUGCAGGCAGGAGGUGUCUGAAGAACCAUGUGUGCUCUGUUCGUGAUGUAAAGAAGGGUCCUUUCGCUUUUAUUUGAUUUUGCCUCCAAAACAGUUUUGAACAUGCAGACUUAUAACGACGGGGAAGUCUUUUUUCGCGAAUAAUGCAUUGGACUUACGCGCGGAUUUUUUCCAGGCUGUCCGACAAAACUCAUGAAACCCUCUUCAGAACGACGGUUUAUGGACUUGCGUAUUAGCUAAUGAUGUCUGUAGGUUUUAUGCCUGACAGUCUGAAUGGCUCAGAUCCCUCGAAAUCGGCUUUUCUAGAAUUUGGCCACGGACACCCGACGCACCAGCAGCACUCCUCCGGACUCUCUCACAUUUACCCCGUUCACGGCUUGCACGCUGCUGGACAUUCCCAGCACGAAAGCCCUUUUCCUGGUACCGCGUCCUAUGGCCGCUCUUUGGGCUACGCCUACCCAGGCACGGUGAACUCUCAUCCCCCAUCUGCUUACAUGCCCUACCAGCACAGCAAUCACAGCAACAGCAGCAGUCUGGCCCACAGCAGAUUAGAGCAGACAGACCAUGACAAGUCCACGGUGAUUGAAAACAGGGAUAUUCGUCUGAAUGGCAAAGGGAAGAAAAUUCGUAAGCCUCGGACCAUCUACUCCAGUCUGCAGCUGCAAGCUCUGCACCAGCGCUUCCAGCAAACCCAGUACCUGGCCUUACCGGAGCGCGCCGACCUCGCAGCCAAGCUGGGGCUCACACAGACUCAGGUGAAAAUAUGGUUUCAAAAUAAGCGCUCUAAGUACAAAAAGAUCAUGAAGCAUGGCAGCGGAUCAGAGGGAGAACAUCUCCACAGCACCAGCUCCAUCUCUCCCUGCUCGCCCGCGUUGCCCCAGCUUUGGGAGGUCUCCAUGGCGAACAAAGGAGCCCCAGUUCAUCCAAACAGUUACAUGAACAGUUUUGGUCACUGGUAUCCGAAUCACCAUCCACAUCAUCAGGACGCGAUGCACAGGCCGCAGAUGAUGUGAGUGGAUUGUUUUUUGGCCACUUGCUCGGCCUUUACCAAGCGCCCAUCAGGCUGCACUGAACUUGCUGGUGCCUCCGGAGGCCCCUCGCAGAACUGAGGUGUGCGUGUUUAGGAGACCUUGUUUAUAUUCACUGUAUUUUGUGUGCGUUUUGAAUUUUAAAUUUUCUCUACAAAAAAAUAAUUCAGGCAUCAAAAAAGUUUUUGUUUUUUUUUUAAAUUUGUUAUGUCACUGCAGAUUGUAUUGCAGGGCCUGACAUCAGUGAAAUGUGGGUUUGUGUGUGCAGUUUAAGACAC